UGAACAGCAGAAAAUUAAUACGUGCAAAGUUGAGGGAUAGAAAAAAGAGAAAAAAAGGAAAGAAAAGAAAAUCUGACUUGGAAUUAUCCAGCAAUCUUUCUUCUUCGAUCAGCUGCUCUGCGCUUCAUCUUCUUCAAAUUUCCCUUUCCAAUCCCAUUGCUUCUGCUGUUCAUAUCGUUUCAGAAUGUCAGAUCCAUUAGAAAGAUACCAAAAUCUUGCCCUAACAGACUCUCUGGCGAAGAGUUACAGCUACCCAUUAGCUUGUAAGGAGCUAAGCUUCUUAAUCAGAGGCGCUUUCAAUAAACUUCCCAAGAAUCUCCAAUCCCUCAUCUACCAACAUAUUAUCACCGCCUUUCAUCUCCUUCCUGAAAUGCAGACGAGCUCUGCUGCUUCGGCUGCACAUCUCCUUGCUCAGGGUGUUGAAGCUGCUUUGCCUAAGCAAAAGAGAAAUUCAGCGAUUGUAGAAUUUAAGAAAGCAAUGGUUGCUCAUAAGAGGCGCAGUAAAGCACAUCAGGAAGAAAAAGGUUCUGCUCAACUCCCUCAAGACGUUCUCCUCCACAUCUUCCGCUUUCUAGACGUUCAAUCUUUAGUUUCAGCUGGGCUAGUCUGCCGGUCGUGGAAUGUAGCAGCAGAUGAUGAAUAUCUGUGGCAGUUGCAGUAUACAAAAUUUUUUGGUUGUUCUGAUGACAACAGUAAACCCAUUAAUGAUAAAGACAGUGUGGAUGACUUUGCUAGCGCACGUCAUGUUGAUUGGAAAGAGGAAUUCAAGAGCGCAUAUAUAGUUAAUUCUUUGAGGAGAAACACAAAUGGAAGGGGAUACUGCAGACACUGUGACACAAUAGUUUCCUCUAGUACCUUGAGAUGUCCCAAUGAUCAUGGUAGAAAUAAAAAUAAACAAAUCAAGCCUCUGUCAAUCAACCAGGUUGUUGAAUAUGUGUUAAAUGGAUCUACAGAAUUGAUUUAUUCUUCAGAUAGUGAAACUGAUUCAGAUGAAGUUGUGAUUUCUGAGUUUUGGGCUUUUCCAAAGUACUUGGGCAGUAGGCGCCCGAACUGACACGGAAGGUGGAUUGAAAGCGUUACAUUAAAGGUGGAUAUUUGAAUCUGACUUUUUUUUUCUAAGAAUAUAAUGGUUUAACCAAUUAAGCAAGCUGAGCUUAUUGUAAAGAAGACGGCUCGCCUAUCUAGACAGUUUAAAUUGUAAAUAUUAUACCAAUAUCAUUGAUAAAGGUUCUUUUUUUAGCUUCUA
Molecule: messenger RNA, 1246 nt
Organism: Benincasa hispida (wax gourd)
Lineage: Eukaryota; Viridiplantae; Streptophyta; Magnoliopsida; Cucurbitales; Cucurbitaceae
Product: F-box family protein
Molecular function (GO): protein binding
Source: RefSeq, a predicted model, not a curated record